AUGGGGUAUGAUGUGGGAAGAUUCACUAGUUCAGUUGAUGAGGAGCUCAUCUGUACGAUCUGUGGAGGAGUACUCGAAGAUCCUCUACAGGCUCCAGCUUGUGAACAUGCAUUCUGUGCUGCUUGUAUUCAUGAGUGGCUAAAUCACCAACAAACCUGUCCUGUUGAUCGACGUAACCUUACUCCACAUCAACUCAAGCAAGUACCAAGGAUUCUAAAGAACUUGCUGUCAAAGCUGACCAUCCAGUGUGAGAAUGCCAUGUUUGGUUGCGAAGGUGUGGUGCGGCUUGACCAGCUUCGGUCACAUUUGUCCCAGUGUGAACACAAUCCAAAAAGACCAGUCAAUUGUGAACAAGGCUGUGGAUUGGUAGUUCCAUUUGAUGAGAUGCCCCAGCAUAAUUGCAUUCGUGAAUUAAAUAACUUAAUUCAAAAUCAAAAUUUCAAAUUAGCCCAAUUGCAAGCCCAGAUUGAUGACCAACGUCAGCAGCUCAAUGAACAAAAACGGGAAAUCCAAUCUCUUAAGGAUAUGAUCCGAGCUAUGAGGGUAAUCAACUUACCACAUGCAUUGCCUCUGUUGCCUAGUAACCUCCAACAACCUGAUCACUAUGACAACGAAGUUCAUCAGUGGUUGGUUGGGUUACAGUCAGCAAGGGUGACCCGGUGGGGCGGAAUGAUAUCAACUCCAGAUGCAGUUCUGCAAGCAGUUAUUCGCCGAGCCCUAGCUGAUAGUGGGUGCCCACCAACAAUUUUAAAUGAACUGAUGGAGAAUGCUCAUGAGCGUAAAUGGCCACCAGGUCUGAGUACUCUUGAAACACGGCAGUUAAAUCGCAGACGUUAUGAACAGUAUGUUUGUAAACGAAUUCCUGGAAAACAGGCUGUAGUGAUUAUGGCCUGUGAAAAUGAACACAUGGGAGAAUCAAUGACCUUGGAACCCGGCUUGGUUAUGAUCUUUGCUCACGGGAUUGAAUGA
Messenger RNA from Porites lobata, 969 nucleotides. Lineage: Eukaryota; Metazoa; Cnidaria; Anthozoa; Scleractinia; Poritidae. The record is from the annotation of a GenBank genome assembly.